Messenger RNA from Adineta steineri, 1874 nucleotides. The record is from the annotation of a GenBank genome assembly. NCBI's taxonomy places the organism in Eukaryota, Metazoa, Rotifera, Eurotatoria, Adinetida, Adinetidae.
CCGAUCUCAUUAUACCGAAAAUUCAUUUUGUCACUGAGUAUCUGAGAACAAUUAAUGCAAAUGGACCAGCAACUCGUUUUUGGUGUAUGCGGUCUGAAGGUAAACACUUGUAUUUCAAAAGAUUGGCUAUUAGAUCGCUGAAUUUCAAAAAUCCAGCAUUUACUCUUGCCAAAAGACAUCAACUUCGACAAUGUCUAAUGUUAUCUAAUAAGAAUUAUUAUAAUAUAUGUACUGAGAUAACAUUGUUAAAAACCAUCCAGUAUUGUUCAUUACCAAUACCUGUUCAGCAUUAAUUAACAGAAAAUGAUAUGAAUCAAAACAUACUUGUUGAAUGUAAAACAAUUUAUUACAAAAAUGUUAUGAUGAUGAGACAAUCAGUAUUUGUUGAAAGAUUAGUUGAUGUAGAAGAAGAACCAUGUUUUGUUUCUAUCCUGUAUUUCUUGAAAAUACAAAAUAUUUGGAAAGCAGUUGUUGAACAUUUACAAGUGAUAGGAUUCAGUGAAACACUUUGGGCGUACGAGAUCGAAUUUUGUAAAACAUUCGAUCUAUUAGACUUGGAUCAACUUCUACACAUUUUGCCUCAUGGACUAGAUAUUUAUUAUGUUCAAGGUUCUGCUUAUGUUAAUGUUUUGUCUCGUUUGACUGUUUGAUGUUAUUUAAUGGAUAUUUCCUUUUCUUUCCAUUUCAUAUGUAUUUCACGUUUUUCUUUUGUUUACAACCAACCAGAGCUUUCAUCAUAUCUUAUCCACAUGCCUUUUCAUAUAGUUUUACUGAUACAUUUCUUCAAUUUUUAUUUAGAAGAGGAAAUUGAUGGAGCUACAUUAGCAAGAUUGCCAUACGAUGAAGUACGUACAUUAUUUCCAAACUUAAAAGAUCGAAUAUUAUUCACUGAAAAACGUGACUUAUUAAUCAAACAAUGUAAUAACAUUGUAAAUGAACAAUUAGAUGAUGGAGAUAUUCUGAAUCAAUCUAGCAAGCAAACAUUUGAUACAUGCACGGCAUCACAAUCAACAACUUCAACACAAAAUUUACUAAAUAAUCCAUCAUUAUCUAGUAACAAUAUGAAUGGAGACGAAUUUGAUGCAGCAUCAAAUAUCGACGAUGAGGUUAAUCAUGAUGAAACUGAUGAUUUAGAAGAACCUCAACAGAAUUUGCCAACUGAUUUUGCAUUUUCAUCACUACCAGAAGAAAUACAAGUGAUUAUUGAUGAGAAUGAGUUAAUGAAACUCUGUGGACAUACAAAUCAUAGACGAAUAUUGCUCAACUUUGUGUUUAAAGCUGUUGCUACCACAUAUAAUUUAUUAUAUCCUAAAGCAAAUGAUUAUUUUUUAAUUACACAAGCUUUGCUCAAAGCAUUAAAUAUUUCAACAACAGAUGCAAAUGCAGCUAAUGAAUGGCGAGAAGCAGUAAAACAGAAGUUCAAAAAUGAACGUCGACUUUUACAAAACCCAUCUGCAGUAGUCCAGAAAAAAAAAGAAAAAUUUGGAAAAGAUUCUGGACGCUUUGCAAAAAAAAGUGAAGCACUAUCUGCUGAACGAAAAUCUGAUAAAAUGAUUUAUGUUAGUACUAUUAUGGAUGAAAGUGAUGUUGAACAAUUAAUCAUAACAAUGAACGAAGGUAUUGAAAAUGAAACAAUACAUAACGACGAAUUAAUUACAUUAUGGAAGAAAACGUUUGGUUAUCGUCGGUCAUUCAUUCGUUCACACACAAUUAAUGAAAUACUAGAGAAAUUUCCUGGUUAUUCAUAUACACAUUUCAUGUUUGAAGAAGUCAAAAUGAUCGAAAACAUUGAUAUUGAACAGAAUGUAAAUGAAAUAUUACCACGUUUAUUCGAUAAAUUACCGAAUAAUUCAUUAUUUGUUAUGGGUGAGUAA